Messenger RNA from Dama dama (fallow deer), 4604 nucleotides. It is a transcript of the gene IL7R, whose product is annotated as interleukin 7 receptor. Lineage: Eukaryota; Metazoa; Chordata; Mammalia; Artiodactyla; Cervidae. Bases 81 to 1460 code for a protein of 459 amino acids. The record is from RefSeq and is a predicted model, not a curated record. The transcript is spliced from 8 exons. Gene Ontology annotation, molecular function: cytokine receptor activity; protein binding. Gene Ontology annotation, cellular component: membrane; external side of plasma membrane. Gene Ontology annotation, biological process: cytokine-mediated signaling pathway; positive regulation of receptor signaling pathway via JAK-STAT; hemopoiesis.
UAAGUUGCUCGCACUCUCUCUCUCAUUCAUUCCUACGCAUAGGCUCAUGCGCUUGCUGUCUCCUCUAUUUCUCUCUCAGAAUGACACUUCUAAGUACUGCUUUGGGUAUGCUUUUCUAUUUACUUCAAGCCGUUUCUGGAGAAAGUGGCUAUGCAGAGAAUGGAGAUUUUGACGAUGCAGAACUGGAUGACUACUCAUUCUCGUGCUACAGUCAGCUGGAAGUGGAUGGACUCCAGCACUUGCUGACCUGCACGUUUGAUGACUCGGACAUCAACACCACCAACCUGGAAUUUGAAAUAUGUGGGGCGCUUUUGGAUGUAGAUUGCCUGAAUUUUAAUAAACUGCAAGAGAGGUAUUUCCUCAAGACAAAGAAAUUCUUACUGAUUGGAGACAGUAAAAUAUGCGUGAAGCUUGAAAAAAAGAACAUGACUUGCAGAAAAAUGAACAUAGUCAAGAUAGUUAAACCUGAGGCUCCUUUUGACGUCAGAGUCGUCUAUCGUGAGGGAGCAAAUGACUUUGUGGUGACAUUUAAUACAUCACACUUGCAGAAGAAGUAUGUGAAAGUAUUAAUACAUGAGGUAGCCUACCGUCAGGAAAAAAAAGAAAAUAAUUGGAUGCGUGUGAAUUUAACUAGCACCAAGCUGACACUCCUACAGAGAAAACUACAACCCAAUGCCAUGUAUGAGAUUAAAGUUCGGUCCAUCCCUUAUGCCAACUAUUUUGAAGGCUUCUGGAGUGAAUGGAGUCCAAGUUUCCACUUCAGAACUCCAGAGACCAAUGGCACAGGGGAGACGGAUCCUGUGUUACUAACUAUCAGCAUUCUGAGUUUCUUCUCUGUGGCUCUGAUGGUCACUCUGGCCUGUGUGUUAUGGAAAAAAAGAAUUAAGCCUAUCAUAUGGCCCAGUCUCCCUGAUCAUAAGAAGACUCUGGAACAACUGUGCAAGAAACCAAAAAAAAAUUUGAAUGUGAGUUUCAAUCCUGAAAGUUUCCUGGACUGCCAGAUUCAUAAGGUGGAUGGCAUUCAAGCUAGAGAUGAAGCAGAAGGCUUCCUGCAAGACCCUCUUUCUCUGCAGCUAGAGGAGAGUGAGAAGCAGAGGCUCAGAGGCGGGAUGCAGGGUCCCAGCUGGCCUUCCGAGCAAGCAGGCAUUACCCCUAAAAUUUUCCGAGGAGAGUCACCAUUCAGAUGCCUGGCUGGGAAUGCCAGUGUGUGUGACGCCCCUGGGCUCCCCUCCUCCAGGUCUCCUAAUGGCAGGGAAGGUGGUAAGAGCAGACCUCUAGUGUACCAGGACAUGCUGCUUGGACCUGGAACUGCAAACAGCUCCCUGCACCCUCCGUUUCCAUUCCAACCCGGAAUCCUGACAUUGAACCCUGUGGCCCAGGGGCAGCCCAUCCUCACUUCCUUUGGAUCAAGUCAAGAAGAAGCCUAUGUCACCAUGUCCAGCUUCUACCAAAACCAGUGAGUUGUAAGAAACCCAAGAUCAGAACCAUCACGGUGAAUGAAGAUGACUGAGUCCUACUCUCCCCGACAGCACAAACAAACAAAUUGAACGUGGUCCCUCUACAUGGUCAAGGGUUCUGAAGCAGCACUUCUGGGGCAGGAGGCAGGAGACAGGGGCAUUCUGUUUCAGGCAAUGCCAUGAUUCAUUUAUUUCAGAAAGGAAAAAAGGGAAAGAGGGAAAGGAAGGAUGGAGGAAAUGACAGAGGGUUGGGGAGGACAGAAAGGGAGCAAGGGAAGAAAGAGGGAAAGGAGAACAGGGUGUUGGAUACCAUGACCAGGACUCACUAUGUACACAGCGCCGUGCUGCGUGCUCUGCACAUCUUGUCUCGCUGCAUCCUCACAGUAAUCCUGGGAGGUGGGCUCAAUUAGCAUUAUUCCCUGUGUCACAGAUGAUGAAACUGUGGUUUAAAUUAAUCUGUCUGCAGCAAGAGGUAGAAUCAAGUUUUGCUGCCCAGGAGUCUAGCUGGAGUCUCUUCCAAGUCACAUGCCUUCCUCAGUCAGGGACUGUCCUACUCUCCAGUGCCAAACUUCACCUAGAUCCUGGUCACUCUAUAAUGUAGUUGUCUCCAACCUUUUUGGCACCUGAAACCAGAUUCAUGGAAGACAAUUUUUCCAAGGAUGAUGCGGUGUGGGUGGAAAUGGUUUCAGGAUGGUUCAAGUGCAUUGCAUUUAUUUUGCACUUUAUUUCUGUUAUGAUCACAUCAGCUCCACUUCAGGCAUUAGAUUAUGGAGGUCGGGGAUCCCUGGUAUAAUGCAUUGUCCAAACUGGGUCACUUUUGCAGGUGAAAAGGAAAGUUAUAAGUUAUCACUCCAGGACAAUAAUUGUAAACUGAAAUGUCCCAGGAAAAUGGGGACCUAUGUUCACUGGAACUAAAAGAGCUACAAGGAAGAUGGUGGGGAGGAAUGGUCUCAUGAUGUAUGAAGCACCACAACCAGCCAUGUCUACAAAAAGCUACAAAGCUCAUUUUAUUCCAUUUUUCUUAACAAGUGCUUAAAGGAGAAUCAACUAGAAGCCCAGAAUUUCUAUUGUUACUUACUGUUAGGACCCUCUUGCUCCUGCCACCCAAUGACCUCCCUUGAUAAUGGAAGAACCUCUUACUGACUCUGGACACUGAUGUAUUUGAGCAACGAGCCAAGGCAAACUCUCCUCUGUGUGUAGAGACUCCCCAACCCAAAUACAUCUGCUGUCCCCAAUUUCUACCAGUAUGAAUGCUGCCAAAAACUUCAGGGAGAAGGAAUUACAAGCCCAUGCUGCACGUGAGCCAAUUGUGGCCAUGUUCUUGAAGGUUUAGAGAAUAUAUGAUGUGUGUCCUCUUGCAUUUCUUGGUCCAGAUAAAUAAUUAGAGACUGUCUCAAGCCAAGUCAAGAGAGCAGAGCACUCUCAGCUCAGGGGAGUACAGUUGAUCCCUUUCCACAGAUCCCCAGACCACCCCCAACACAACCCUGACUCUGGGUGUACAUAGACCAAGAAGGACACCAGUCUAAGAUCAGUGUUGCUGUUUAGGAGUUGGUCCUUGUUGUUCUUGUUGCUGUUGUUUACAUUUUGCAUUUUUUCUUUGUCUGUUUUUAGUUUGUUUGGGUAGGAGACUAAGUUUUUUAUUUUUUUUUAGUUUUUGUGUUGGUUUUGUUUUGUUUUCUGAUGUCUCUGAAGGGAGUUUUAAAUAGUGGACUAAUAGACCUUAUCUUUGGCUUAGAUGCCUAAUGAUAAUCAGAUCCGUGCAGAGUUGUGCCUUCCAAGGCCUUUUCUCUGAAUCAGUAGGAAUGACUAUAGUCCCAUAAUCCCUUAGAUUUGCUCAGUGCUUUUGUGAUUUUUCAAAGCACUUCCAUAGCAUUAUCCAUUUAGUUUUCUUGGUAUGUAUUUAUGGAAAUCUUGCUCUGUGCCAGCCACAGUGGUAGUCUGGGAGGUCUAAGACAAACAAGAUUGGGACCCUGCCCUUAAAUAUCUAAUAAAAGGUAGCUUUCAAAAUGAGUGGUUAUAACAACACAAAAUGCUGUAAUGGAGAUAUGUUUAAAGUGCCCUGUUGGAAGACAGUCAGGGAAAAUGCCACAAAAAGGGGUGCCCAUCUGUGUGGAGGAAAAGCAGAAUCUGCCUGGCAUGUGAGCAGAAGACAUUUGCCAACAGAUGGACGUGGGGUCUUUACCUUCUGCAGAAAUGUGAACCAAGUCUCAAGGAACAGGUUAUCACAGGAAACCUCACAAGCCUCUUGCGCCUUAGUCACAGAGGUCCUAUUUACUUAUUAUCAUCAUCUUUGCCUUAUGUGAAAACUGGGACAUGGACAGGACAGGUAAGUUACUCAACCUUACAUGUCAAGUCAGGACUGGAAGGUGUAACUGUAUCCCUCAUGUAAAUAAAUCAUCUCUCAAAGAAAGAAAGGAAUAGGUCUCAAGGAAGAUCAAGUUCCCUCCAGCUUUAAAAUCUGUUUUAAUGUUGUUUGACACAGACUAUCAUUUGAAUUCAGUGUGUGAAUGUCUGUUACCAGAGAUGUGUAAAAUCUAUGUAUCAUACUCUUAUAAUCAUAACUGCUGCUAAUGCUUGAUUAUGUACUCAGGGACUGUGUAUAAUGUAAGAUGACAAGUUUGUUCUGACCAACCCCCUUUGGGAUUUCAUUAAAACAGAAAAACUCCUGGUCAGAGACAGUGUAUAAACCAGAGAUGCAAACUGUUUGUUCUUAUAGCAUGAAAUGAAAAUUGAUAAUUAGGCAGCAAAAUUGGUCAAUUAAACAACCAUAUCUGAAGCUAGAAAACCUUGGCUUAUUCGACAGACAUUUUACCUUCAUUUGAUUUUCAGGGGAAUUGUCUUCAGAAAAGUCAGGCAUGGACUGUUUCGAGACAGACUACAAAACUUGGAAUUGGCUAGGAAGAUGGUGAGCAUAUGUGAUCAGACAGCUAGAAUGAUGCAGAUUGGAUGGCAUUUCUGUCAGCCCAGUGGUUUUUCUUUGAAGUUAUUCUUUAACAUAUCCAUUGUUCACUACACUGAAAGUCUCUGAUUUGACUGUGUACUUUCCACAUGCAUUACAAACAUUCUGCAGAGCUGCUAAGUAUAUUACAUAUAUCCGACGUGUGUUACAAUCAUAUAUUUAAUUAAAUGCUACAGAACUCUCUGUGA